ACCAGGAGUGGUGUUUUCAGGAAUGGGCACUGGAAUUCAACUGAUAAAAAUCCGGCUCGACCUGAUUGGUGACUUCGACGUUUAUAGUCGCCGGCUCAGAGCGGGAGUCAACCACACCGGCGCGCACGACUUUGACUCUCACACCUCUGGAAGCGAACAGGUGGGCCACGCAGCGGUGAUGUCGCGCGCCAACAUUCUGCCCGACGAGGCGACCUUCCGCGACUUCCGACAGUCGUGUCUGAGCGCGGACAACUGGCUCAACAAGUACGACAAGGAGGGGAUGCAAGUCUGGACCGAGGUUCUACCCGCCACCAAGGGCAACAACAACCUGCCCAAAAUCCACAAAAUCAAGUGUAAAAUGACGAUAAAGGACGUCUCGGCCGCCACCAUGUAUGACGUCAUCCACGAUGGCACGUACCGAAAGAAGUGGGACCCCACGACGUUGGAGAGUUUCGACAUCGCCCGACUGUCCGCUAAUGCUGAUGUGGGCUACUACUCAUGGCUGUGUCCAAAACCAAUCAAAAACAGAGAUGUGGUGACGCUGCGUUCGUGGCAGGUGAUGGAUGGCGAAUACAUCAUCAUCAACUUCUCCGUCAAACACCCGAAAUACCCUCCAAAACAAGGCCUGGUGAGAGCCAUCUCCAUCCUCACUGGUUAUUACAUCAAGCCACUGGGACCAAACAGUUGUACUUUCAUCUACCUAUCGCAGGCUGACCCCAAAGGCUUUCUUCCGAAAUGGGUGGUGAACAAAGCAUCGCAAGUUCUGGCUCCCAAGGUGAUGAGGUGCGUACACAAGGCCGGUCAGAACUACCCGGAGUGGAAACAGCAGAACUCUCCCGACCAGAAGCCCUGGCUGUACCCCGAACAGAACACGCUGCCCAUGAUGGACCCGGCAGAACUGGCCAUCCAGAGAGGAGACUCGCUGGAGAACGUAGACGAGAGCUGUCAAGCCGAAUCGGAGUGAAGGAACCAGUCCCCCCAAAAAAAGACUUUAAAAUGGAAAAAUAGUCCAAGUGUCAUGUCGGGGAGAGGGGGUGCAGAUGUUUACUUCUUAAAAAGAACGGAGCGAAGAACAUGUCGUCACACACUCGGUCUGUGCUGAACAACAACCUCUGCAGUGUUCUCAUUGGAACAGACCAGAGAUCUUUUGUGACUGCGAAGAGAUUUUUUUAGGUCCUUGUUGGAUUCCACACAAAACGUGUACAUAUUUUUGGUUGCACUGUAUAGUUCCACUGGGACGAAAUGUUGGAAGGUUCUGGGUGUUUGCUGUGACGCGGCACUACAGUUAUGUGCCGUUGAGGCCAACAUGUUUCUUUUUACUAUUCUUUGCUGCUAAGCUAAUGAUUUUCUCCUAAUACCAAAAACACACUUGUUUGUUUAGAUUUCGUCCCUGGUUGAAGGCAAUGAAGUUUAGCAAAUCUUGAUUGAUUUUAUUUUUACAUUUAUUUAUUUAUUUAAGGAUUACAUGAAGGUUUAUUCGAGAGAAGUGUGACUGGCCAAAUUGAUGUUCUAAUCCAAGUUUUUUCUAGCAAAAAUAAACCUCAUUUUUUUUGGA
Molecule: messenger RNA, 1555 nt
Organism: Synchiropus splendidus (mandarinfish)
Lineage: Eukaryota; Metazoa; Chordata; Actinopteri; Syngnathiformes; Callionymidae
Gene: stard14
Product: START domain containing 14
Exons: 6
Coding region: 23-964 (313 amino acids)
Molecular function (GO): lipid binding
Source: RefSeq, a predicted model, not a curated record